UUCCCCCUUCUGAUGACCAGGUGGCGAAUCGCAUCUCUGCAUGUCUGGCAGACAUAUCAGUGUGGAUGACGGAUCACCACCUCAAGCUGAACCUCAGCAAGACGGAGCUCCUCUUCCUCCCGGGGAAGGACUGCCCGUUCCAUGAUCUCGCCAUCACGGUUGACAACUCCAUUGUGUCCUCCUCCCAGAGCGCUAAGAACCUUGGCGUGAUCCUGGACAACACCCUGACGUUCUCAACUAACAUCAAGGCGGUGUCCCGUUCCUGUAGGUUCAUGCUCUACAACUUCCGCAGAGUACGACCCUGCCUCACACAGGAAGCGGCGCAGGUCCUAAUCCAGGCACUUGUCAUCUCCCGUCUUGAUUACUGCAACUCGCUGUUGGCUGGGCUCCCUGCCUGUGCCAUUAAACCCCUACAACUCAUCCAGAACGCCGCAGCCCGUCUGGUGUUCAACCUUCCCAAGUUCUCUCACGUCACCCCGCUCCUCCGCUCUCUCCACUGGCUUCCAGUUGAAGCUUGCAUCCGCUACAAGACCAUGGUGCUUGCCUACGGAGCUGUGAGGGGAACGGCACCUCAGUACCUCCAGGCUCUGAUCAGGCCCUACACCCAAACAAGGGCACUGCGUUCAUCCACCUCUGGCCUGCUCGCCUCCCUACCACUGAGGAAGUACAGUUCCCGCUCAGCCCAGUCAAAACUGUUCGCUGCUCUGGCCCCCCAAUGGUGGAACAAACUCCCUCACGACGCCAGGACAGCGGAGUCAAUCACCACCUUCCGGAGACACCUGAAACCCCACCUCUUCAAGGAAUACCUAGGAUAGGGUAAGUAAGGGUAAGUAAUCCUUCUCACCCCCCCCCCCCCUUCUCCCCCAACAAGAUUUAGAUGCAAGUGGCUGUUCCACUGGUUGUCAUAAGGUGGAGCGUCUGCUAAAUGACUUAAAUGUAAAUGUAAUGUAUUGUGAUGUCAUUAAGGGGUAUUGUGAUGUCAUUAAGGGGUAUUGUGAUGUCAUUAAGGGGUAUUGUGAUGUCAUUAAGGGGUAUUGUGAUGUCAUUAAGGGGUAUUGUGAUGUCAUUAAGGGGUAUUGUGAUGUCAUUAAGGGGUAUUGUGAUGUCAUUAAGGGGUAUUGUGUGUCGAUUUGAGGAUAAAAAAGGCUGUAACUUAACAAAAUGUGGAGAAAGAGAAGAGGUCUGAAUACUUCACAAAUGUACUGUAGGUAUACAGGUGUGUAGGUAUACAGGUGUGUAGGUAUACAGGUGUGUAGGUAGGUAUACAGGUGUGUGUGUAGGUAGGUAUACAGGUGUGUGUGUAGGUAGGUAUACAGGUGUGUAGGUAGGUAUACAGGUGUGUAGGUAGGUAUACAGGUGUGUAGGUAGGUAUACAGGUGUGUAGGUAGGUAUACAGGUGUGUAGGUAGGUAUACAGGUGUGUAGGUAGGUAUACAGGUGUGUGUGUAGGUAUACAGGUGUGUGUGUAGGUAUACAGGUGUGUGUGUAGGUAUACAGGUGUGUGUGUAGGUAUACAGGUGUGUGUGUAGGUAUACAGGUGUGUGUGUAGGUAUACAGGUGUGUGUGUAGGUAGGUAUACAGGUGUGUGUGUGUAGGUAGGUAUACAGGUGUGUGUGUGUAGGUAGGUAUACAGGUGUGUAGGUAUACAGGUGUGUGUGUAGGUAGGUAUACAGGUGUGUAGGUAUACAGGUGUGUAGGUAUACAGGUGUGUAGGUAU
Molecule: messenger RNA, 1716 nt
Organism: Oncorhynchus keta (chum salmon)
Lineage: Eukaryota; Metazoa; Chordata; Actinopteri; Salmoniformes; Salmonidae
Exons: 2
Coding region: 66-815 (249 amino acids)
Source: RefSeq, a predicted model, not a curated record